AUGUCUGUGCCAUCAGGAAACUCGGGCUGGAACCACCUGCGGCAGCAGGCACGAAACCACGAGACUCAGACCCAGACCUUGUUCCACACCUAUUCACAAUUCGCCAACGCCGCCAACGUCCCGGCGAAGCCUACAGCACAGGAGAGCGACACCGAGGCCAAGAUCGAGAGCCUGCUGGAAGAGCGCGAAACCACAAUCUCCCAGCUCGCACGGCUUCUCGACUCGGACGCGACGCUCGGCUCCUCAGCCGUCAAACAAAAGAACCUGGCCCUCUUGCGGUCCAACCUGGCCAACCACCGACGCGACUUGAUCCGACUCCGGUCGAACCUAAAGGAUGCGCGCAACCGGUCUAACCUGCUGGGCAGCGUGCGCGACGACAUCAAGGAGUACCGAGCCAACAACCCCGAGGCCGCCGAGGCCGAGUACAUGGCCGAUGAGGGCCGUCAGAUUGACCGGAGCCACGAGAUGACGGAUAGUAUCAUCAGCCAAGCCUAUGCCAUUCAAGACAACUUCCUUGUCCAGGGCGAGACCAUGGCCAGCAUCAACCGGAGGAUUAACAUGGCCGCCAACAAGGUCCCCGGCAUCAAUGCCAUCAUCGGCAGAAUAUCUGCCAGGAAGAGGAGAGACGGCAUCAUCAUGGGCUCCUUCAUCGCCUUCUGCUUCAUCCUGUUUUUCUGGCUGUCUUGA
This is a messenger RNA of Geosmithia morbida, 687 nucleotides long. Its product is annotated as golgi SNAP receptor complex member 1. Gene Ontology annotation, cellular component: SNARE complex; Golgi medial cisterna; cis-Golgi network. Gene Ontology annotation, molecular function: SNAP receptor activity. The transcript is spliced from 3 exons. Gene Ontology annotation, biological process: endoplasmic reticulum to Golgi vesicle-mediated transport; vesicle fusion. Bases 1 to 687 code for a protein of 228 amino acids. Lineage: Eukaryota; Fungi; Ascomycota; Sordariomycetes; Hypocreales; Bionectriaceae. The record is from RefSeq and is a predicted model, not a curated record.